This is a messenger RNA of Aureobasidium melanogenum CBS 110374, 1473 nucleotides long. RefSeq names its product MFS multidrug transporter. The transcript is spliced from 9 exons. Bases 1 to 1473 code for a protein of 490 amino acids. Gene Ontology annotation, biological process: transmembrane transport. The record is from RefSeq and is a predicted model, not a curated record. Gene Ontology annotation, molecular function: transmembrane transporter activity. NCBI's taxonomy places the organism in Eukaryota, Fungi, Ascomycota, Dothideomycetes, Dothideales, Saccotheciaceae.
AUGCAAAGAGAACGCACCAACGGCAACCUCAGUGAGAAGAAUGAUGAGAAGGAUGAGGGCGAAGACAAAGAGGAAAAGGAUCCCAACCUGGUUGACUGGGACGGCCCCGACGACCCAGGCAACCCAAUGAACUUCCCCGAGUGGAAGAAAUGGAUAAUCACAGUCGUCGCUGGUUUGAUGACAUUCUCCGUGACCUUCGCCUCGUCCGUGUUCAGUACUGCAACAACUCCUACCUCGCAAUUGUUCGGUGUCAGUGAGGAGGUCAUGAUUUUAGGAACCUCCUUGUUCGUUCUUGGUUUUGCAUUUGGACCAAUUGUCUGGAGUCCCUUCUCGGAGCUGUAUGGUCGCAAGAUUCCUCUCUUCACAGGAUUCUUCAUAUUCGCUAUCUUUCAGAUUCCCGUUGCGGUUGCCCAGAAUGUUUACACAAUCUUCAUCUGUAGGUUCUUUGGAGGUUUCGCAGCAUCGGCUCCCCUUGGAAUUGUUGGAGGUUUACUUGCAGAUAUCUUUGGACCAGUCGAUCGCGGUAUUGCAGUCGCUGUUUUCGCAUCGGCAACUUUCAUCGGCCCCGUGGCGGGUCCUAUUGUUGGAGGCUUCAUUACUAUGAGCUACCUUGGUUGGAGAUGGACUGCUUGGAUCACAUUGAUCAUGGCGGCGUUCUUUGGUAUCAUCGGAUUCCUCCUCAUCCCUGAGACUCUCGCUCCCGUUCUGCUGUCUCGCAGAGCAAAGAAGAUUCGCUUUGCCACAAAGAACUGGGCCAUCCAUGCCAAGGCUGAUGAGAACGAGGUCGACCUCAAGGAUCUCGCACACCGCUACCUACUGAAGCCUUUCCAAAUGCUGGCCAUGGAACCUAUCCUAGUUGCAGUGACGCUUUACAUGGGAUUUAUUUAUGGAUUCCUGUACCUCUGUUUCGAGGCAUAUCCCAUUGCCUUCCAACAGGAACGUGGUUGGAAUGCUGGAGUUGGUGCUUUGCCUUUUGCAGCCAUCAUCGUCGGAGUCGCCUUUGGAUCGUGCUUCAUCGCUUACUUCACCAAGACGAGGUUUGCCAGAAAGAUGGAAGAGACUGGCGAUGUGGUGCCAGAGGAACGAAUGAUCCCCAUGAUCGUUGGUGGUGCUAUUCUGCCCAUUGGCAUGUUCUGGUUCGCCUGGACUUCAAACCCAAACAUUAUCUGGGUGCCUGAAGUUAUUUCUGGCAGCUUUAUCGGCGGUGGUAUUCUGCUUAUUUUCUUGCAAGGAUUGAAUUAUAUCAUCGACGUCUACAAAGCCAACGCCAACUCAGCAAUUGCUGCAAACACUUUCUUCCGUUCAUGGUUGGGAGCUGGCUUCCCUAUGUUCGCGACCUACAUGUUCGAUAACCUUGGAGUUCCAUGGGCCAUGUCCCUGCUGGGUUUCCUUACACUGGCCCUGUUCCCUGUUCCAAUCCUGUUCUUCUUCUACGGAAGUAAGAUCCGUAAGAUGAGCAAAUUCACGAUGUAA